This is a messenger RNA of Quercus lobata, 5032 nucleotides long. RefSeq names its product pyrophosphate-energized vacuolar membrane proton pump-like. NCBI's taxonomy places the organism in Eukaryota, Viridiplantae, Streptophyta, Magnoliopsida, Fagales, Fagaceae. Gene Ontology annotation, biological process: proton transmembrane transport; L-tyrosine biosynthetic process. Gene Ontology annotation, molecular function: inorganic diphosphate phosphatase activity; diphosphate hydrolysis-driven proton transmembrane transporter activity; prephenate dehydrogenase (NAD+) activity. The record is from RefSeq and is a predicted model, not a curated record. Gene Ontology annotation, cellular component: membrane. The coding region runs from base 124 to 4656 and encodes 1510 amino acids. The transcript has 11 exons.
AUAGCACAAACCCCACUCUCUGCAUUCUCAUUCAUCACCGAAUACACACAAAACCACUGUGAAAACUCUCUCUCUCUCUUUCUUAUCUCAUUCUCUUUUGUUUGGUUGUUCUGAGUUUCGGAUAUGGGUGUGACGCUCCUACCAGAUCUCGGCACCGAGAUUCUGAUUCCGGCCUGCGCGGUCGUCGGAAUCGCUUUCUCGCUCAUCCAGUGGCUGAUCGUCUCGAAAGUCAAGGUCACUCCCUCGUCGGAGCGCGCUUCUGCCAACAACGGCGCCGGAAAGAAUGGCUUCGCCGACCACCUCAUCGAAGAAGAGGAAGGACUCAACGACCACAGCAUCGUUCUCAAGUGCGCCGAAAUCCAAACCGCUAUCUCUGAAGGAGCAACCUCCUUUCUAUUUACCGAAUAUCAGUACGUUGGUGUUUUUAUGGCGGCUUUUGCUGUAUUAAUAUUCCUCUUCCUUGGCUCUGUGGAGGGUUUCAGCACCAAAAAUCAGCCUUGCACAUAUGACGAAACCAAGACUUGCAAGCCUGCUCUUGCAACUGCUCUCUUCAGUACCAUAUCAUUUGUGCUUGGUGCUGUCACUUCAGUUGUUUCUGGCUUCCUUGGAAUGAAAAUUGCUACCUAUGCAAAUGCCAGAACCACAUUGGAGGCAAGAAAGGGUGUUGGGAAGGCAUUUAUCACUGCAUUUAGAUCUGGUGCAGUCAUGGGCUUUCUCCUUGCUGCGAAUGGUCUCUUGGUGCUUUUUAUUGCCAUCAAUCUCUUUAAGAUGUAUUAUGGUGAUGAUUGGGGAGGUCUUUUUGAGUCUAUCACUGGUUAUGGUCUUGGUGGAUCUUCCAUGGCUCUCUUUGGAAGAGUUGGUGGAGGUAUCUAUACUAAAGCUGCUGAUGUUGGUGCUGAUCUUGUUGGCAAGAUUGAAAGGGACAUUCCAGAGGAUGAUCCAAGAAAUCCAGCUGUCAUAGCUGAUAAUGUUGGUGAUAAUGUUGGGGAUAUAGCUGGCAUGGGAUCUGAUCUAUUUGGCUCAUAUGCUGAGUCUUCCUGUGCUGCCCUUGUUGUAGCUUCCAUCUCCUCCUUUGGGAUCAAUCAUGAGUUCACUCCGAUGUUAUAUCCUCUUAUUGUCAGUUCUGUGGGUAUCAUUGUUUGUUUGAUUACCACCUUAUUUGCAACUGAUUUCUUUGAAAUCAAGGCUGUGAAAGAAAUUGAGCCAGCAUUGAAGAGGCAACUCAUCAUUUCAACCAUUCUGAUGACUGUUGGAGUUGCAGUUAUUAGUUGGGUUGCUCUCCCAUCCUCCUUCACUAUCUUCAACUUUGGAACUCAGAAAGUUGUCCAUAAUUGGCAGCUGUUCUUAUGUGUUGCUGUUGGUUUGUGGGCUGGGCUUAUUAUUGGAUUUGUAACUGAGUAUUAUACUAGCAAUGCAUACAGCCCUGUACAAGACGUCGCUGACUCUUGCCGUACUGGAGCUGCUACUAAUGUCAUUUUUGGCCUUGCAUUGGGCUACAAAUCAGUCAUUAUUCCUAUCUUUGCCAUUGCUAUUAGUAUUUUUGUUAGUUUCAGCUUUGCUGCUAUGUAUGGUAUUGCAAUGUCUGCUCUUGGAAUGCUGAGCACAAUAGCUACUGGAUUGGCAAUUGAUGCUUAUGGUCCCAUCAGUGACAAUGCUGGAGGCAUUGCUGAGAUGGCUGGCAUGAGCCACAGAAUCCGAGAGAGAACUGAUGCUCUUGAUGCUGCUGGAAACACCACUGCUGCUAUUGGAAAGGGUUUUGCAAUUGGUUCUGCUGCCCUUGUGUCCCUGGCGCUCUUUGGUGCAUUUGUGAGCCGUGCAGGAAUCUCAACAGUUGAUGUCUUGACUCCAAAAGUGUUUAUUGGACUGAUUGUGGGAGCGAUGCUUCCUUACUGGUUCUCUGCCAUGACAAUGAAGAGUGUGGGAAGUGCAGCUCUUAAGAUGGUUGAGGAAGUCCGCAGACAGUUCAACACCAUCCCAGGUCUCAUGGAGGGCACUGCCAAGCCUGACUAUGCUACCUGUGUUAAAAUCUCCACUGAUGCUUCAAUUAAAGAGAUGAUCCCACCCGGUGCCCUUGUCAUGCUCACACCACUUAUUGUUGGUAUCUUUUUUGGUGUGGAAACUCUCUCUGGUGUACUUGCUGGAGCCCUUGUUUCUGGUGUACAGAUAGCAAUCUCUGCGUCCAACACUGGUGGUGCUUGGGAUAAUGCCAAGAAGUAUAUUGAGGCUGGUGUUUCAGAGCAUGCGAAGUCCCUUGGUCCAAAAGGAUCUGAUCCACACAAGGCAGCUGUUAUUGGUGACACCAUCGGGGAUCCACUCAAAGAUACAUCUGGACCAUCACUUAACAUUCUUAUCAAGCUAAUGGCCGUUGAGUCACUUGUGUUUGCUCCCUUCUUUGCUACACAUGGUGGCCUGCUCUUCAAGUUCCUCAGAUUUACAUUAAAGUGCUGUUUGUCCGUUACUGAUGCUUUGGCACAUCAGUACGAAAGAAUAGAAAUCUCAGAACCUCAAAACUCAAACCCAUCUCUCACCACCAUGCUCUCUCUCUCCUCUCUCCACCCCAACUCUUCACCACCACAACUCAACAACCCUUCGCUCUCCUCCUCCUCCUCACUUUCUCUCUCUUCUUCACCUUCUCUCAAACCCACCACCGCCGCCGCCGCCGCCACCGCCAUAACCCCCAAAACCCUCCAUCUCCGCCGCAAACCUCUCCGGAUCCGAGCCUUAGACGCGGCGCAGCCCUACGACUACGAAACAAAGCUCGCCACAACCCAUUUCCACACCACCCACCACCUCAAAAUCGGAAUCAUUGGCUUCGGCAACUUCGGCCAGUUCCUAGCCAAAACCCUCGUCUCCCAAGGCCACACCGUCCUCGCUCACUCUCGCUCUGACCACUCCCACGCCGCCAAAUCUCUCGGCGUUUCCUUCUUCUCCGACCCAAAUGACCUCUGUGAGGAGCACCCAGAAGUCAUUCUCCUCUGCACUUCCAUAAUCUCCACCGAGCGCGUCCUCGCUUCUCUCCCUCUUCAAAGACUCAAACGCAGCACUCUGUUCGUCGAUGUUCUCUCUGUCAAAGAGUUCCCAAAGAGUCUUCUUCUGGAUAUCUUACCUCCUUAUUUCGAUGUCAUUUGUUGCCACCCCAUGUUCGGUCCCCAAAGUGCUAAGCGGACAUGGGAUGGUCUUUUCUUUGUGUACGAGAAAGCUCGGAUUACCAAUGAGGAUUCGAGGAUUUCACGGUGUGAUAAGUUUCUCAAUGUUUUUGCGAGAGAAGGGUGUGAAAUGGUGGAGAUGAGCUGUGCAGAGCAUGAUAAGUACGCGGCUGGUUCGCAGUUUAUUACUCACACGGUUGGGAGGGUGUUGGAGAUGUUGAACUUGGAGUCUACGCCGAUUAACACAAAAGGGUAUGAGACUUUGUUGAAUUUGGUGGAGAUCACGGCUGAGGAUAGCUUUGAUUUGUACUACGGCUUGUUUAUGUACAAUAAGAGUGCCAUGGAGAUGUUGGAGAGGUUGGAUUUGGCUUUCGAGGCUUUGAGGAGUGAGCUUUUUGGUCGGUUGCAUGGUGUGGUCAGGAACCAGUUGUUUGAUAAGGCACAGAAGGCGAAGAGUUCCUUGUUUAAUGGCAAUGGCGCGGGGCACAACUGGACUCAGAAUGGUGCUGCAUUGCAAUCUACUUCAUUGGCUACGAGGUCUCAGGAUGUCACUCAACCCUAUGAGUACAAAGGUCAGAUCUCCCAACCUAUUGAUGAUAGCUCAAAGCUAAAAGUUGCAAUAGUUGGAUUUGGAAACUUCGGACAGUUCCUUGCGAAGACGAUUGUACGCCAAGGACACACAGUUUUGGCUUAUUCUAGAUCAAACUACUCUAAUGCGGCUCAAGAAUUAGGUGUUUCUUACUUCUCUGAUGCAGACGAUCUUUGUGAAGAACAUCCUGAAGUGAUUCUCGUUUGUACUUCCAUUCUUUCGACAGAGCAAGUUCUCAAGUCAUUGCCACUUCAGAGAUUGAAGAGAAGUACUUUGUUUGUUGAUGUACUUUCUGUGAAAGAAUUUCCAAGAAGUUUGUUUCUUCAAUAUCUGCCAUCAUAUUUUGAUGUUCUCUGCACGCAUCCAAUGUUUGGACCCGAGAGUGGUAAAAAUGGAUGGAAUGGUCUUCCUUUUGUUUACGAUAAGGUUAGGGUUGGAAGUGAUGAAUCAAGAGUGUCACGGUGUGACGGGUUUCUUGAUAUUUUUGCACGAGAAGGGUGCCGGAUGGUGGAAAUGUCUUGUGCAGAACAUGAUUGGCAUGCAGCAGGGUCACAGUUCAUUACCCACACGAUGGGAAGGGUUUUGGAAAAGUUGGGGUUGGAGUCUACGCCAAUUAACACAAGAGGCUAUGAGACUUUGUUGAAUUUGGUGGAGAAUACUGCUGGGGAUAGCUUUGAUCUUUACUAUGGCUUGUUCAUGUACAAUGCAAAUGCUAUGGAGCAACUAGAGCGGUUGGAUCAUUCUUUUGAAUCAUUGAAGAAGCAGCUAUUUGGGCGUUUGCAUGGGGUUCUUCGGAAGCAGCUUUUUGGGACUGCAGAGAAGUUCCAAGUUUCAAGGGAAAAACCCAUGUUGCCAAAGCUUUCUCAAAGCAGUGCUGCACUGCCAUCUUCUUCAGAUACUCUUCAUGUCCAAAACAACUAAGUUCAAUGUUCCAGCCUUAGUGGCCUAUAAGGCUGUAAAGUCAAGGAAGACAUGGCCCUUGAGGGAGCAGAAUGGCAAAAACCUAUUGGUUUAUCCAUGUUUUGAUUAGUUGAGUUAGUUAUCGCAUUUUUGCCCCAAGUCUUGAUUAGUUGGUUCACAGGAGGAUUUUUUGGCGACUCCUCCAUUUAGGUUCCAACUAAUUGCUGUUUGUUGUAUCAUUUAUUAGAGUAAUUAUAAUGGGUAAUUUAGAAAAGUGGAGUGAUCCUUCAACACGUUUCUUGUUCCCAUUUUGUGAGCUCUUGACUGUGAAGAAAUUCUUAUUCUUUGUCCUGGUUAGUUCAAUAAUUUUAUUUCCAACAGAGAUGUCUGAGUUGAA